AUGCAACAACAUGUCCAGUGUCCACGCUAUACAGAUCGUAAGCAAUUGCUCGACCUGGACUUUGCUAUCGCCAUGAUCCACGGCCGCGACCACGAGAAUCCCGAAAACCCUUGUGCCGCUCAUCCCGAACAGUUCGGGCCUCUUGCAACCGAAAUAAAAACUCGGGGGCUAGUUUUCGAAAUUGGAUGGGAGUUGCAUUAUCUUGAAACAGUGGAGUUUGCGAGGGAAGUAAUCGGCCAGUCACUUCUGGGCCAUAUCACCGAGGCCAGAUUUCAUGGCGGUUGUCCCGGAGGUGCUGGGGCUGAAACCUGGCAAUCAGACAGUCGAAACAUCGGAGGGUUCUUCUACAGUCUGGGAGGGCAUGUAGUAGAGACUGUGGUGGAUUUGUUUGGUCUGCCAAAGCAAGUGGUCUCUUCUAUACGCAAGAUACCGCAACAAAAGCCUCACGUGGGAUUUUCUUGGGUUCCGGGACUUUUUGCAGAAGAGCAACUCAAUCCCGUGGUGGAAAUUGGAACUCUCACUCACGAAGAUAUCGCUUCGGCUAUUCUGGAGUACGAUACGAUAAACAUACACCUGGAUUUCACGGCUUGGGAGUCGACUGGAUACCUAGUCGACUGGACUAUGGAUUUGUACGGAAUUCAAGGUUCCUUGCACUUGAACUUUGAUGUACCUGGGGGUCAUCUGAUACUGAAGGAUGCGAAAAGCGGUUGGGAUGAAGGCCGCAAUCCAUUAUUCCCCGAGACAGUUCAUCAGAAGGAUGACAUGCUCAAGGCUGCGUUUUCGAAGCAAAUGAAUUGCUUCUUCGACCGUGUCGAGGAUCCUAAUUGCGAGGUAGUGAGGUGCGAUGAAAAGAUUGCUCAGGAAUUGCUGCUGCUUUUUCAGGCGUUGUAUGAGUCUGCAAGCACCAGAUCAUGGAUUACAGUGAACAAAUGA
This is a messenger RNA of Penicillium maclennaniae, 933 nucleotides long. RefSeq lists its product as uncharacterized. The transcript is spliced from 2 exons. Bases 1 to 933 code for a protein of 310 amino acids. The record is from RefSeq and is a predicted model, not a curated record. NCBI's taxonomy places the organism in Eukaryota, Fungi, Ascomycota, Eurotiomycetes, Eurotiales, Aspergillaceae.